Cetraspora pellucida is the source of this 341-nucleotide messenger RNA. Lineage: Eukaryota; Fungi; Glomeromycota; Glomeromycetes; Diversisporales; Gigasporaceae. The record is from the annotation of a GenBank genome assembly.
GAAUUGCAACAAGUACUAAGAAUGUAAAAGAUAAAAAAGAUAAAGAUUAUAUAUAUAAAGAGCAUCAUGAUCUUAAAUCAUUUCUUGCUCUCAAAGAUGUUAAUAAAAAUACCCCAGUAUAUCACGAUUUUCGAGGACAGUGGAUAUUACCGGAUAAAAGACUAUGUGUCAUUGGUCAAUACAAAGCCUUAGCCAAAAAAUGUUCUCCAAAUAUAAUUCGAGAGCUUGAAAGCGUACUUGUCAGGAAACUGAAGGAACAUUAUGCAUUUUAUCAUAAUGGAAGAAAGUUAGGAAGUAUUUCAUGGAAUAAAGCAGCCGAAGAAUACUUGAAAGGAUUUCAA